Molecule: messenger RNA, 942 nt
Organism: Neoarthrinium moseri
Lineage: Eukaryota; Fungi; Ascomycota; Sordariomycetes; Amphisphaeriales; Apiosporaceae
Exons: 2
Coding region: 1-942 (313 amino acids)
Biological process (GO): ergosterol biosynthetic process
Cellular component (GO): endoplasmic reticulum
Molecular function (GO): squalene monooxygenase activity; FAD binding
Source: RefSeq, a predicted model, not a curated record
AUGCCUGAGGCUGCCUCUUCUCGGCCCCCCGACAUCUAUGAUGUUCUCAUUGUUGGUGCUGGAGUCGCAGGCUGCGUCCUGGCGGUUACGUUUGCUCGACAAGGCCGCAAUGUGCUUCUACUUGAGCGUGACCUGCGCGAGCCUGACCGGAUUUUGGGAGAGCUUUUGCAACCUGGAGGUGUUGCAGCACUUGAAAGUCUGGGUCUGGGUGACUGUCUCGAUGGGAUUGACGCCAUUCCCUUGAGAGGAUAUCGGCUGUCUUACUUUGGCAAGGAAACUACCUUUUGGUAUCCCAGAAUUGCUGAUUAUCCUAUCGGGUAUCCUACUCAACAGACCUCCCCGGCGAAACUGGCGCUGCCGCCGUCAGAACCAAAACGUACGCUCGGGGACGAAGAUGAGAGACAUGAGGGCAGAAGUUUCCACCAUGGCCGAUUCAUUAUGAAGCUUCGUGACGCCGCAAUGAAGGAAGAGAAUGUAUAUGCAGUCCAAGCCAACGCAACAGGUUUGUUGUGGUCUUCAAAUCAUGACAAAGUCAUCGGAAUCAGGUCGAGGGAAACGUCGACGGAGGGCUCAAAAGUAACCGACUACUUUGCGCACCUCACUGUGCUGGCAGAUGGGCAGUCCUCAAACUUGCGAUCGAAAGUUACCAGCACUAAACCGAUAUCGAAAUCUAGAUUCUACGGCCUAUUGAUGGAAGGAGAGCUGAGUAGUUGCGGCCUCAGCCUUGGUGUGAUAGGCCAUGGUCCACCGGCGGGGAUCUACCAGAUUGGCAAGAAAGACCGAUAUGAGAGAAUACCUCCAAAAAAGCCUAGUCCCUUCACUGCCGGAGGUAAUGCAGAAGUCAGCCGAAAACGCGUUGAGGAAAAACAAGCUGAGAUCGAUGCCAAACUCUUGGCUCCCGCCCUGUACGACCAAGUCCAAGGGCGUGCUUCUAUUGGGUGA